Molecule: messenger RNA, 171 nt
Organism: Racocetra fulgida
Lineage: Eukaryota; Fungi; Glomeromycota; Glomeromycetes; Diversisporales; Gigasporaceae
Source: the annotation of a GenBank genome assembly
AUGAUGAGUAAUCCUGAGCCAAAUGUGAUGAGUAAUCCUGAGCCAAGCAUGAGUAAUUCUGAGCCAACUAUGAUCAGUGUUCCUGAACCAGCCGUGAUGAGUGUUCCUGAACCAGCCAUGAUAAGUGUUCUUGAACUAGCUGUGAUUAAUAACAGUAUUGUAUACGAAGCC